This is a messenger RNA of Vicia villosa (hairy vetch), 6109 nucleotides long. Its product is annotated as protein REDUCED CHLOROPLAST COVERAGE 2-like. Gene Ontology annotation, molecular function: protein binding. Gene Ontology annotation, cellular component: cytoplasm. Gene Ontology annotation, biological process: organelle organization. The transcript has 23 exons. The record is from RefSeq and is a predicted model, not a curated record. The coding region runs from base 267 to 5633 and encodes 1788 amino acids. Lineage: Eukaryota; Viridiplantae; Streptophyta; Magnoliopsida; Fabales; Fabaceae.
CCUUCACUUACCUUACCUUAUCCUAUCCAUACCGUUUCUUUUUUAAUGCAGCUCCAUCUUGCAAUUUUAUAACUAUAUUCUCUCCUUCUCUUUUUAUUUCCUAUGUCUCAGUGUCGUACUUACUUGCUUCUUAGUUAACCACUGCACUCCUCCUCCUCCAUCAUUUCUAUUCAAUUUACUUGUUUCCACUCAAUUUCGUUAUGUAAAACAGAUUAUAGUUACGUCUCAUCAAUUUUGAAACUGCCCUCACUUUUCUUACUGCAACAAUGGCUCCCAAAAAUGGAAAAGCCAAACUCCAUAAAGUUAAGGGAGAGAAGAAGAAAAAGGAAGAGAAAGUUUUGCCUACUGUUAUUGAAAUUACGGUUGAAAUACCAGAUGGUUCACGGGUUACGCUUAAGGGUAUAUCUACUGACAGGAUCCUUGAUUUGAGAAAGCUUUUAGCUGUCCAUGUUGAGACUUGUCACUUGACUAACUUCUCCCUAUGUCAUGAGGUGCGAGGUGAGAGGUUGAAAGAUAACGUCGAAAUCAUAUCACUCAAACCAUGUCAUCUCUUAAUCGUGCAAGAGGACUACUGCACGGAAGAGUCUGUCGUGACUCAUAUUCGCAGACUUUUGGACAUCACAGCGUGCACCUCAGCCUUCGGGAAACCCACUGGGAAAUCCAGUGCAGCUGCCUCGAUCGAAAAUAGCCCCAAACUCAAACCCAAGGAUCAGAAUUUGGACUUGGCUGAUGGCUCCAUGUAUCCACCACCUAGACUUGGACAAUUCUAUGAUUUCUUUUCCUUUUCCCACCUUACACCGCCCUUUCAAUACAUACGAAGAUCAAACCGUCCAUUCCUUGACGAUAAGACAGAGGAUGAUUUCUUUCAGAUUGAUGUUAGGAUUUGCAGUGGAAAACCAACUACAAUUGUUGCCUCUAGGAAAGGAUUUUAUCCCGCUGGAAAACGUCUUCUUAUAAACCAUGCAUUGGUGCCUCUCCUGCAACACAUAAGCAGGGUGUUUGAUGCUGCCUAUGGAGCUCUUAUGAAGGCAUUUACGGAACACAAUAAGUUUGGAAAUCUUCCUUAUGGUUUCCGUGCAAACACAUGGGUUGUCCCUCCAGUUGUUUCUGACAGUCCAGCAGUAUUUCCCUCACUACCCACAGAAGAUGAAGCUUGGGGAGGAAAUGGAGGUGGUCAAGGAAGCGAUCGCAAACAUGAAAAGAGACAGUGGGCUAGAGAUUUCGCAAUCCUCGCUGCAAUGCCUUGUCAAAAUGCAGAAGAGAGGCAGGUUCGAGAUAGGAAAGCCUUUCUGCUUCAUAGCUUAUUUGUAGAUGUAUCAGUCUUCAAAGCAGUUUCUGCAAUAAAUCAUUUUAAAGAUACCAAGCAAAGCUCUUCCAGUAACGUUCCAUCGUCUUAUGAAGAACGAAUUGGUGAUUUAACUAUUGAGGUGACAAGAGACGUAUCUGAUGCAAGCAUUAAGCUGGACUGCAAAAAUGAUGGGACUCGGGUUCUUGGAUUAUCAGAGGAAGAACUUGCUCAGAGAAAUUUGCUUAAAGGCAUAACUGCUGAUGAAAGUGCAGCUGUUCAUGAUACUUCCACUCUAGGGGCAGUGAUUAUACGACAUUGUGGCUACACAGCUGUGGUAAAGGUUUCCGCUGAGACAGAUUUGGCGGGGAGUCCUGAUGAUUCCUUGGAAAUUGAUAUUGAGGACCAGCCUGAAGGAGGUGCAAAUGCAUUAAAUGUUAACAGCUUGAGGGCGCUAUUGCAUAAGUCAUCCACACCUCAGUCAUCUAAUGCAGCAGUCCAACGAGUCCAGAGCACAGAUAUUGAUAAUUCUCAUUCUGCUCGGUCUUUCAUAAAGAAAGUUCUCAAAGAAAGUUUUCUAAAAUUGAAGGAAGAGGACACUAUUCAAAGCAAAUCUAUCAGAUGGGAGCUUGGGGCAUGUUGGGUACAACAUUUGCAAAAUCAAGCUACAGAAAAAACUGAGCCAAAAAAGGCUGAAGAAGCUAAAGUUGAACCAUCUGUAAAAGGACUUGGCAAGCAAGGUGGAUUACUAAAGGAAUUAAAGAAAAAGAUUGACAUCAAGAACUCGAAAGUCGAACUAGGGAAUGGCAUUGACACAAACAAGUCUGAUGCUACUCAACAGGAUUUUGAAAGACAGUGUGAAGAAAAGGAAACUACAUGGAGAAAACUACUUCCUGAUGCUGCUUAUUCUCGCCUUAAGGAAUCUAAAACUGAUUUUCAUCUCAAGUCACCUGAUGAAUUGAUGGAGAUGGCACAUAAAUAUUAUGACGAUGUUGCACUUCCAAAGCUGGUGGCAGAUUUUGGGUCCCUUGAACUUUCACCUGUUGAUGGAAGAACAUUGACUGAUUUCAUGCACACCAGGGGCUUGCAAAUGUCUUCUUUAGGACGAGUGGUUGAACUUGCUGAUAAACUUCCUCAUGUGCAAUCGCUUUGUAUACAUGAGAUGGUUGUUCGAGCCUACAAGCACAUCUUGCAAGCUGUUGUUGCAGCUGUUGAUAAUGAUUCUGAAAUGGCUUCAUCUAUAGCAUCAUGCUUAAAUAUAUUAUUGGGAACACCGUCAAUUGAAACUAAUGAUGCUGAAAUUACUAGUUGUGAUGAACUGAAAUGGAAGUGGGUAGAAAUCUUCCUUUUGAAGAGGUUUGGAUGGAAGUGGAAGCACGAAAGCAGUAAUGAUUUAAGAAAGUUUGCUAUUCUUCGUGGACUUUGCCAUAAGGUUGGACUUGAGCUGGUUCCAAGGGACUAUGAAAUGGAAACAGCAUCUCCUUUUCGAAAGUCAGAUAUUGUAAGCAUGGUCCCCAUAUACAAGCAUGUUGCUUGCUCAUCUGCUGACGGUCGAACUUUAUUGGAAUCAUCAAAGACUUCUUUGGAUAAAGGUAAAUUGGAGGAUUCUGUCAACUACGGUACAAAGGCACUUUCAAAGUUAGUAUCAGUGUGCGGGCCUUACCAUAGAAUGACAGCAGGAGCUUAUAGUCUAUUGGCUGUUGUGCUAUACCAUACUGGUGAUUUCAAUCAGGCAACUAUCUAUCAGCAAAAAGCACUCGAUAUUAAUGAAAGAGAGCUUGGACUGGACCAUCCUGAUACAAUGAAAAGUUACGGAGAUCUUGCUGUUUUCUAUUAUCGACUCCAACAUACUGAGUUGGCUUUAAAGUAUGUUAAUCGUGCGUUGUAUCUUCUGCACCUAACUUGCGGACCUUCACAUCCGAACACUGCUGCCACCUACAUCAAUGUAGCAAUGAUGGAAGAAGGAUUAGGGAAUGUCCAUGUUGCGCUGAGAUACCUUCACGAGGCUUUAAAAUGUAACAAAAGAUUACUUGGAGCUGAUCAUAUACAGACGGCAGCGAGUUAUCAUGCAAUAGCCAUUGCUCUUUCUUUGAUGGAAGCGUACUCUCUUAGCGUUCAGCAUGAACAAACAACUCUCCAGAUAUUGCAGGCCAAACUUGGGUCUGAGGAUCUAAGGACUCAGGAUGCAGCUGCAUGGCUUGAAUAUUUCGAGUCAAAGGCUCUCGAACAACAGGAAGCUGCACGGAAUGGUACACCUAAGCCAGAUGCCUCUAUCUCCAGCAAAGGUCACUUAAGUGUGUCUGACCUCUUGGAUUACAUAACACCUGAGGCUGAUCUGAAAGCAAGAGAAGCACAAAAAAAGGCCCGUGCCAAGUUGAAGGAAAAACCAGACCAAAAUGGGGAUAUUGCUGCAGAAGAAAAUCAUAACGAGAUACCGAAUGAUACAAUAGCAGAGACUUCAAGUGAUAAGGAAAAUAAAUCUGAAGCUCAAUUUCAAGAACUAAAGAUUGAUAAAGUUGAGUCCAAUGACAAAGAUCAAACCACUCUCAAUGAAAGUAAUAAACUGGCACAGGAUGACAUCUCAGAUGAAGGAUGGCAGGAGGCUGUUCCCAAAGGUCGUUCACUCAUUGGACGCAAGUCAUCUUCAUCAAAAAGACCUACCCUAGCAAAACUGAAUACUAACUUCAUGAAUAACUCCCAAUCAUCAAGGUAUCGAGGAAAGCCUGCAAACAUUUCUUCUUCUCCAAGAUCAAAUUUAAAUGAGACUAUUGCGGGGCCCUCCCCGGCUGUUCCAAAGAAGUUUGUCAAGAGCCCAAGCUUCAGCCCUAAGCCGAAUGGCUCUAACACCCCUACUGCGGGUGUAGAGAAGUUAGCUGACACAAAGUCAGCUCCAGUCAGCCCAGCUCUAAGCAAUCAAACUGCUAAACCAGCUUCUGUUAGUGGAGGUAUCAGUCUUCAAUCGACGAGUAAGUUAUUUUCUUACAAAGAAGUUGCCUUAGCCCCACCUGGAACAAUUGUCAAAGCUGUGGCUGAACAGUCACCAACAGGAAAUCCCACUGUUGAACAAAACUCUGAGGUGAGCCCGAAAAUAAUUGCAACAAAGGAGAUUCAUAAGGGAACCUCAAACGAUAUCAAUGAUAAUGAUCAGAACUCAGUUGGUGAGAAAAAGAAAGAAUCUCUCCAUGGAGAAGAAAAAGAAAAGAAAAUUGAUGUAGUGGCAGAUGAUACAGAAACACUAAAAAGUACUGAUGUCAGAAAAUCCCAGGAAGCCAAUGGUGAUGGUGUGAUAGAGAAGAAUGUUGAAGUUGGAAACAUGACAAACACGGAGGUUGAGAAAUCUAAUUGCGUAAACAAUACGACCAAUGCUACAUCCAAAGGUACAUCAGAGAUAGAAGCACAAGCAACUUCCCUAACCAUUUCAGUUGAAAGUAAAACACAGUUAAACGGCAAUGAUGCAUCUGUAUCAAAAGAGGUGGUUACUGAGGGAGAUGAGAAACAACUUGACUUUCCCCAACCAUCUGAAGGACAAAAACCAGAAGAGACAGAAACGGGAAAAGAACCAACCAAGAAACUUUCAGCAGCUGCACCACCAUUUAAUCCCUCCACAAUUCCAAUUUUUGGGUCUGUUCCAGUUCCAGUUCCAAGUUUCAAUGAUCAUGUAGGUAUUUUGCCCCCGCCAGUAAAUAUUGCUCCUUUGCUUCCACGAAGAUCUCUCCAUCAGUCAGCAACAACUAGAGUUCCAUAUGGUCCACGAAUUUCUGGUGGCUAUAAUAGACAUUAUGGAAAUCGCAUUCCACGAGGUAAGAUUAUAUUUCCCUCAGGUGAGCAGUCUAGUGAUGGCAACCCCAACAGCCCUCCAACAAUAAUGAAUCCACAUGCCAUAGAGUUUGUACCUGGUCAAACAUGGGUUCCUCCGAAUGGAAAUAUAGCUUCUCCAGAUGGCAAUCCAGUAUCUCCUAAUGGUUUCUCUCCGGUCUCUCCCAAUGAUGGUACUCCUCCUGAAUCACUAAAUGAUACCCAAGUGAACCAAAUUGAGCAUCCAACAUCUCCAACUACUUCAAAUGAUUCCGCACAAGUUAAGAACAAUCUUCAAAAUGAAAAAGAUAAUGAUGAGCAAGUUAUUGAAGCUGUUAGUUGUGAAAAGAAGCCAGCAGAGCUAAAUCCUCAACAAGACCCACCUGUUAGCGAUGAAAAUUGUUGUCCUAAAGUUGAAGAAAAGGAUAUAGACCAUAGUCACUCAAUUGAGGAUGGAGUAACCAACAAGGACACACUAGAUGAGAUAAAUCCAAACAAAUGUUGGGGAGAUUACAGUGACAAUGAAGUUGAUACAGUUGAGGUCAUAGGUUAAGAUGUAAAGCUUUUCUUGGUAAUCAAGAAAGACUUUUUGUUGCAAAGGUAUCAAGAUAACAAAAUGUGAUAAAGGAAUUGGUUGGAUUUAGAAGGUGCUGUACCUGAGUUUGCAUGGUAGAAAGUCUAAUCCAUUUUGGUACAUAUUGACUGAGGGGUUCAAGUUUAAGGUCUGUUUUUGUGAAGAGAGCCGCAUACAUGACAACGGAAGACAUUAUGAUUAGUUAAUUAGCAUGUCUUAAAUUAUUUUCAUUUGCUGUAUUUUUUUUUUUGGAUGUUCAGCUUUGAUGUCAUGAAACUAAGUUGAUAGUUGAUGACUAGGUUUAAAGAAAAUAAUGUAUUAUCUCUGUCUUUUCGAAUUUGUUGUCAUUUUAUAUUUUAAAAUGAUAUUUUCCACAUGAUGAAUAAUAACACGUUCAGGAAUCAAAAUGUUGGACUUGGCGAUCAUAAAUGGGAAAGCAUGGAUAUUAGUAUGUA